This is a messenger RNA of Fraxinus pennsylvanica, 570 nucleotides long. Lineage: Eukaryota; Viridiplantae; Streptophyta; Magnoliopsida; Lamiales; Oleaceae. The record is from the annotation of a GenBank genome assembly.
AUGGUGGAGACACAGCAGAGCCUAGCAGAUAUCGGCACAUCAAAUUCAUAUUUGCAAAAUGUAGAGUCUAGUAAUAUUCAAGAUCAAAAUGCGUUAAGUGGAGAAUGCUAUCGCAUGCAAACCGUUUGCAUAUCCCCACUAACAAAUCCUAUGAAGAAUGUUUCCAGAUUCAGUAAGCAGCAAACUCAAAAAGUGAUGCCAAUUGUAAUGCUAGAAACUUCUCCAACCAUUCCUACCACUGUGCAGACAAGAUGCCAAGAAUAUCAGGCGAGAAAAGAUGAAUUAUCAAACCAAACAUUAAAGUGGAACUUGCAGGGUACGAAGCCAAAUUUCUUUUGGCAUACUCCAACUUUUAAGGUGAAUGUAUGUGGUCCAUCAGAUCUUAAGUAUCCGGUUUCUGCAAUGGAAUCCUUCAUUCCUGUUAUGGUUCAAAAGUAUAGCUUUGGUCUAAUGCGCAUGUUGUCGAAGUUUGAUGAUCCUCUCAUUCUUCUUGACAAAGAAAUUAUCAAUACACCAUCAUAUCUAACAAUAAAUGGAAACAAAAAAGGAAAAAGAGACGAAUUAUUUUGA